UACCAGAAACUUGUGCAGCUAUUUUUGAUGUUCUAAAGGAAGAUUUCUUAAAGUUUCCUUGCAAUGAAUCGGACUGGAUGAACAUAGCUGUGGACUUCAAAAAGUACUGGCAAGUUGAAAACUGUGUCGGCGCUAUAGACGGAAAACACAUAGCGAUUCGUCAACCUCCGAAAAGUGGGUCAUACUACUACAACUACAAAGGGUUCCACAGCAUUGUUCUUUUUGCUGUGGUCAAUGCUAAUUAUGAAUUCAUCUAUGUAAAUUGUGGUACUAAUGGAAGAGUAUCCGAUGGUGGCGUACUUAUGGAAACUGAUUUUGGAGAGUUGCUGGAAAAUAAAAAAAAAGGAAUUGCACUUGCCGUCACCAACAAAGCUUCGAUGACAGGAGAGACGUUUGCCUCCCUUUUACAUUCCUUGGAGAUGAAGCUUUUCCUCUGA
Molecule: messenger RNA, 437 nt
Organism: Homalodisca vitripennis (glassy-winged sharpshooter)
Lineage: Eukaryota; Metazoa; Arthropoda; Insecta; Hemiptera; Cicadellidae
Product: putative nuclease HARBI1
Exons: 2
Coding region: 78-437 (119 amino acids)
Source: RefSeq, a predicted model, not a curated record